Messenger RNA from Dreissena polymorpha, 8073 nucleotides. Its product is annotated as reticulon-1-A-like. Lineage: Eukaryota; Metazoa; Mollusca; Bivalvia; Myida; Dreissenidae. The transcript has 10 exons. The coding region runs from base 190 to 4029 and encodes 1279 amino acids. The record is from RefSeq and is a predicted model, not a curated record.
AAUCCACACCACGUUUUAUCGGAAGUGGGUUUGUCAAAAAACAGCGCAAGCGCACAUUUGGAAAUUGUGCUCAGCAUUUCGUCGAGAAAAUAACGCAGUUUUGCUAAAAUAAAUAUUUACCUGACAACUGUCCACAUUUAACAACAAACUGUCUAGCUCGAGUCCAUUAAACUAAACCUUCUCACAGAAAUGUCGGACAAUUUUAAUGCGGAGGAGUUCGAAAAAAUCGAUCACGUCCAAGCGGACCAAGAUACGAACAUCACUUCAACUUCGUUCGGUGCCGAACCCGAUGGUGACAUGGCCGAAGAAGACCAGUUUGGAAUGGAUAAUGGCACUAAUGAUGAUGCCAUGUUUACCACGGGUAGCUAUACGAGCUACUCCGACAAUCAAGGGCAUGUUAGCAGCGGUGGUCAGCCUCUGAUCAGCUUUGCUGAAGAUGAGGGGAAUGUUGUUGCAGAAGAGCCAGAAACGGAACCUCUCAAACCCGCAUCUCAGAAAAAGCCUUCAGCACCUACUGAAUGCGGACAAGCUGAAUGCCCUAAGUACACGGGAGGAGUAAUGGGUAUACCGGGUAUGAAGUACCUAAGCUGCUGGAUGAAGAAUGUUGACCCCAGAGACAUGAGUAGCAUGUCUGACCAGCCUGAGCCUUUGACCCUCCAAAAACCCAUCGAGGGGUCGGAAAGUGGAGCCAGUGAAACACAGCCCAAUUACAUCUCGAACAAGGAUUUAACGAGUGAAGAUGAUUCUGACUCUAUUAUAAGUUCAUCAGACAACGAAUAUAGUAGUUCAGCUGAAAGUUCCGAUAUUGAAAGCAGUGAUUCUUCAUGUGAGUCUAGUUUGGAAAUAGAGGUAUCAAAAACAAAGAAGUUAAGUUGUCAUGUAGAUGGUUUGGACUUGCUAAGGAAAGAAACUGAGACUUUGAUGGACCUAAGUAAAGACUCUGCCCAAAUUAGUGAUUCUCAACGUGAAUCUGUUUCAAAUUUAGAAGACAUGGAUGAUAAGCUUGAUUCCGAAGGCGUUGCUAAACAAGGUGUAGAUGACCAUGACAACAUUUGCAGUGACCCUAAAGAUGUGGAUGAUGAGAGUAAAUCAGCCAUGUCCAGUCAAGAGCUUACAGUUGGUAAUGUUGGGAUAAGUGCUCAGGAAAUGAACAGUAUUUUUGAUAAACUUACCAAAGAUGAAGAUAUUGAUAGUGACACAUGUAUGACUGGCGGUAAUGUUGGGAUAAGUUCUCAGGUACUGGACAGUAUUUUCGAUAAACUUACCAAAGAUGAAGAUGUAGAUAUUGACACAAGUAUGGCAGUUGGUAAUGUUGGGAUGAGUGCUCAAGAAAUGGACAGUAUUUUUGAUAAACUUACCAAAGAUGAAGACAUAGAUAAUGACACAAGUAUGGAUCGUGCUGAGAUGCCCCCUUUUUCGAUGAAUCAUAAUGACUUCGGAUCACCUUCAUGGAAACUUGAUGAUGGAAGGAAAGAAGAAAGGAUGGAUGAUCAUGAUAAUGAUGCAAGUUUUUCUUCAAAUGACUCCACAGAUGGCUCAUCAGGGAAUGAAGUAGCACUUACAGAUAGUGAUGUAACAGAUGACGAUGAAGAAAAUGUUGGUCAAUGGAAUCCCUCUCCUGUUUACGAAGAUAAGGAACAUUCACACGAGAUGGAUGACUAUAGAAUUUCUGAAGAUACUUUACCUGGAUAUGAAUUUGUUGAGAAAGAUACAGUUGCUGAAAGCAAAUCUGAUGAUACUGAACUGAAUAAUUUGAGAAGUGAAGUGACAAGCCUUAUCCAUGAUGUUGAGGAAUUGGUACAAGAUAAUAACAACGAAAGAAUAUUUUAUCCAAGCCUCUAUCCUGUACGUAAUAUUUCUGAUGAUGAGCCUGCUGAGAUGUCUGAGAAAAUAGAAGUUAUUCAUGAUACACCUGUGGAAUACUGCAAGUCUGCUCUUAGUGAUCCUGCCAACAAAAGUGCUAUAACAGGGGAAUACUUGCAUGUUUCAUUUCACAAACCCACCAACAUGAUAAUUUAUGAUCCAGAUUCACCAAUUAUUGAAAGGGUUUCGGUAGAGCUUAGUGAGGAGCUGAAUGAUUCAGAAGAUAUUGAUCAGAGACUCAAAGAUGUUGAUGUUGAACUUGAACACAAUAAAAUAGAAAAUAUACCUUAUGCUGAUGAUGACGAAGAAACCGAACAUGUGUCUCUUACUAAUGAAGAUGGGGACAAUUCUGUUGAUUUGGAAAAAGAAGUUGUUCAAGAUUUGAAGGAUGUUUUUGGCAGCUUAACUGCUAAAGGUGAGAUAAGUGUGGCUAAUGAAAUCAAAGAUAUUGUCUUUCAACCAGAUUUUACGGUUGAUGCUAUGAAAGACGUACCUAAGUCUGUUUCAGAAAUCGAAACUGUAACAGAACUGGAAUCUGCAGUUAUGAAUGAAGCAUGUCCUCAGCGAAGUUAUGUCCAAAUACAGUAUUCUAGCAAUGACAGUGAUCAACAUUUGGAGACUGAUGUUUCUGAUGAAUCUGAAGUUGUUUUAAGAAAGAAGCAAAGAACUAAUGAUUAUGAAGUUGGAAACGAAUUUGAUACUUCAGGUUAUAGUGGAGAUCGACAAGAUUCAUUGGUCAUUCAUGAUGAGGAAAUAUUGACUUUGAAAAAUGAAAUGACAGAUAGUUCUGGAAGCAAUGAUUCCAUGGUAAUUCAUGAUGAUGAGAACAUAUCACUUGAAACCAAAAGCACCGGGUCUGCAGAAGUUACUCAAAUAGAAACAGAAAGCAAAAUUUGUAGUGAUGCUUUGAAAGAAACUUUUGAAGAUAUAUCAGAUGUUACCAUGAGAGUUAAAAAGUUCAAUGUUUCUCCUACAAGACAACAUAGGCCUGACAUUGAAUCUAUGAUCAUUCAUGAAAUUGAGCAACCAAAACUGGAUUCUGUUCUUGCAAGCAUUAGUGAUAAGGAUGAAGAUUUAAUUAAUGCAAAUUCUUCGCAAAUCAGUGAGAAGGAUAAACUAUUUUUUUCAUUAAAUUAUCCUUUGAAAUCUGAUAUUAGAGAAGAAGCAUUAGAGCCUGAAUUGGAUAGUAAAGAAAUAUGUGUCAAGGAAGUGAUGGAAUCCAAUGUAAAUAAUAUUGCAGAAUGUUCUACUGCGUAUGGAAAUGUGACAGAUAAUGAUGUGGAAACCAAAGAGAAGCACGUAAAAGAGUUUGAAGAACACGUUUUGAAUGAAACUUCACUUAGUCAACCUGAAUGUUUCAUUAAUGAUAGUGGUGUUGAUAAGUAUAUGGUUGAGCAUGGUAUUGAAGAAGUAAUUUUGGGUAAAGCUAGGGAAGUGCUUGAGUGUGUAAAGGAAGAGGAAAACGAUGGAACUGAAAUGAUGAAUGAUAAACAUAUUGCAGUGCCUACUAAAACAAUAGAAUCAGUACAUAGACAUCGAAAUCCAUUACUCAAGGAAAAAGCAGCUGCGUUAGUCAAAACAGCAAUAGAAGAAGUGCUGCAGCUGAUCUACUGGCGCGAUGUGAAGCGCACGGGGCUCGUGUUCGGUAGCAUGGUGUGUGUGCUGCUGUCGCUGAUGUGCUGCACGAUCCUCAGUGUGCUGGCCUACCUCUCCCUUGCCGUGCUCACUGUCACACUCAGCUUCCGUGUCUACAAGAACGUCAUGCAGGCCGUCCAGAAGACCAACGACGGACACCCGUUCAAGAGCCUGCUGGAGAUGGACCUGGAGGUUAAGGAGGAGAUGGUUGAGUCAGCCGCCAGCAAGAUUGCCGACAAUGUGAACAGUCUGUCCAGGGAGCUGCGCAGGCUAUUCCUUGUGGAGGACUAUGUGGACUCCAUCAAGUUUGCCCUGCUCAUGUGGCUGAUGACCUAUGUGGGAUCCUGGUUCAACGGCAUGACCCUUGUCAUCUUGGCGGUGGUUGCCAUUUUCACCAUUCCCAAGGUGUAUGAGACGUACCAGGGGCCAAUUGAUCAGAAUGUGAACCUAGUCCGCAACCAACUCAACAACAUCAUGGCCCAAGUUUCGUCGAAGAUUCCAUUCCCAAAAGCAAAGGCAAAGACGCAGUAAGCUGUACCAGAAUCACAGUCUUGAUGAAUAAAAAGAGGACAGACUUGGUAUUCAUGGCGUCUGGCGACUUUUCAUACAUCCAUGGUGGAGAUUAUGACAUCAUUACUGAAGCUGAAUAUUUUUGAAUAUGCAUUGUGUAGAAACUGUUGUACAUUUUUGCUAUGGAUUUUUUUGCAUAUGUGCAAUCAUUAUCCGUAUUGCAUGCAAUAUUAUCAAGUAGUCCUAUGGUUUAAAGAGGUGAGAGGAAUCCUUAAGAAAAACUGUUAGGUUACCUUUAUUUCAUACCUUUGUUUAUUCAACAGUUAUCUUUUUCUAUGGCAUUUUUGAAGAAACAUCUCCAGAUAAACAAAAAAACAAUUAAGGCAGCUUAAAAUUGUGAUAAGUCUAUGAGACUAUGGAACAAGCAAAAUUGUGAAAUGAAAACUUUGUUUUGGUAAAAAAUAUAAAGAGUAACAACAAGAUUUUGUAUGAUGGACAUGGAAUAGUUAUCGCACUCAUUAAGAUGGUUUGUAUCAAUGCUUUUGUCAGUUCUCGUCAUUUUGUACAUUGUUGUUUCAUGUACAGUCUGCGUGUGCUAUGUGCGAUCACAUUAUGGGAGGACGGGAGGUCUGGAUUUUUGCUGGAGCUUCGAUAUAUGACAUUGCGUAUUUAUUGCAGAUGCUUCAUUUAUAGACAAUUAGAAUUUUUAUUUAUUAAUUUUGAAGUCAGAUUUCUGUGGUAUUUUCUGAAUUGAUGUCUUUCCAUUUGGUUUGUUAUUUACAGUUACCGUAUACUUGCGCUUUUAAGACGCCCUCACUUAUAAGACGCACCCCGACUUCGGACUUUAUAAUGGGUGGAUUUGAGACUGAGCCGCGUGUAAUACGCGGUCAAAUUUUGCCGUUUUCAUCGGCCGAAAAAUGGCUGGAAAAUGGCAGAAUGUUAAAGAAAAUCAUCAAUUAGUAACACAUUUAGAAUUUUUCAAACUCUCGCUGCAUACAUUAGUAAUUCAUGCAAGUCUGAAAAAUAAAACAAUCAAAUAACAAAGUAAAUAAUAUUUGUUUAUUUUAUGAUAUAUUAGUGGGUUUUAAUUUAUUUUCAAGUAUUAUUCAUGCAAUAAAAAUAAUUAUCAAAUUAACAAAAUUUCUAACAAUUGCGUAUUUAAUCAUUUGCCCUAACAAUUGCAAACAUAUUACGUUCGUAAUAUCAAUGCACAAGCAAAAUUGAUCGUAUCAGUCAUCUUAAUCUUACUGUUUGACAGGUAUUGAAAACUAAUAGGCAGAUAUUUUGAAAGCGUUUAGUUUUAUAACACAGAUUAUGCAAAUUUCACGCCCAUUGUCUAUCAACAAUAAGUAACGCCUACUUUAAUAAAAUUAGCCGAUCGCGUGAUAGAGUGAUAGACUCCGAAGCGCAAAUCGAAAUCAUGUGUCAAGAAGAAAGCCAUAUACAGAUAAUUGAAUGCGGUCGCUCUUUGCUCCCGUCGUCGUUGGCCCCUACUAAAUAAGGUGUCAUCGGCAUUAGGGGGUUGUCUGAAUAAACGUGUUUAUUUAACAAUUGACAGUUGCAAACUGGUAACUUAUUUCAGAGGAUACCCUAAUUGCCAAUUAUGUCUUAAUUGACAAUUAACGACAUGGAACAAAGACGAUCAUGUGAUACAAACUUGUCAAGUAGCAUUUGUAAUCUGCAGCGUGUUUAUUUAACUAUUGACAGUUUCAAACUGAGAAUUGAUUUUGCUGUUGUUUUAAGCAUGUUGGUAUCAUGUCGCCGCUAACACACGUAUACUAUAAUGGCCAAUUUAUAUGACAUUUAACGACGUCCCGCGCAGACAAUCAGGUGAUACAAACAUAUAAGAAUAAUCACGGACAAUAUAACGUCUGACGCCCCAAAAAUAACAAAAUUCGAAUUAAAAAUAAUAGACAACAAAAUCAGUAACAAAACAUUUUAUUACAAAUAAAUUGGUAACUGAACAUAGCGUUCCGAUACACGGUACGGGCCAAUACAGACUUUAGAGAAAAUGCAAAUGGCUGCUGCGAUGAUUCAAAAACAACUGACAAGUGUCCAACUUGGCUAGCAUAAGCCCAGUAAACUCGAUAUUUUGAAAAAAUUUGGUUUAUUUUCACCAGUAUCUCGCUUAUAAGACGCGACCCCAACUGUAACUUAUUAAUUUGAGUCUUAAAAAUGCGUCUUCCAAACGAAAGUAUACGGUAAUGUAGCAAUGCAAGAACAUGUAUGUUCAUCACAUUGAUUGUGUUUUUUUGUUAUUUCUUUUGAUUCAUGAUAAAAUGUAGCUAUUUAUAAUUGAAUGGGACUUAUAUAUUCUGAACAAUUUUUUUUGGUGCAUGAAAAGAUAUAGCAAUGUUUUGUUUUACUGUUUUUUGUAUAGUAAUAUACACAUUUGAGUUAUUUCUAGUGCUGUUUCUAUGUUUGAAUGAUUAUAGAUGUUAUGAGAGCUUUCAUGAUCUCAUUGCAAAGCUUCCUUCUUCUAUUUGUUUUCAAAAUAACAUAACGUACAUGUAUAUUCUUUACCUAAAGAAAAAAGUUGUUGGUUUGUUUGAAAAUUUAAAAUGAGCAUUCAACAGUCCAUUUUCAUAUGAAAUUUAAAAAAAUGUGUAAACUUGUUUGAAAAAUUAUUAUAUUAAAAGGGGAUUUGAGAGGUUGAAACAAUAUUCUUAAAACAUUUUAAUCAAGAUUAGUGAAAGCCAAAAACAAUAGUGGCUUUGUAUACAAGGUUUCAGAAAUGCAUUCAAUCCAUUUGUUUUCUUAUAAAAUAUGCACUCGUCUGUGAUGCAAGUGCAUUUAAAACAUACUCUAUCCUUUGCUAAAGUCCCAUUUUGUUUGUUUCUUAUUCAUUUGUAUAAAAACUAAAAAGAUCUUUAUUUUGUUCAGUAUUUUCGAGUGAAAAAAUUCAAUCUACAUUGUAUUGCUUAAAUCAAAAGGAGAGCCAUAGUGAGUUAAGUAAUGUUUAGCAAUUUGAAUACAUCUUAGUCAGUAUUUAUAAAUCAAUUCUUAGACUUAACUCUUUCAGUGCUGGAACCAAAUUUUUGAAGGUCUUUGCAAACAGUUUUGAUCCAGAUGUGACGCCACAGAACGUGGCGUCUCAUCAGGAUCCAAACUGUUUGCUAUUCUGAUAGUAUUCUUUGAAAAAAAAUGAAGAAAAUGCUAAUUUUAGAAAUUCAGCAGACGACAUUUUAGCAGACGACAAAUUUCCCAGCAUGCAAAGGGUUAAAUAUGUCUGAAAUAAGAUUGUAAGCCUAUUGUUCUAAACAUAGAGUCCGUCUGGUCUGCCCAGCUUUUUUCUUGUGCCUAUUAAAGUCAUUGUAUCAAUACUUAUAUAUUUGCAUGGUGCAUUAUUCAAUUUCAAUAUAUAUUGUACGGUGUUGUUCAAUUUCACGUAUGAAUAGCUUACUUAUAGUGGGACAAAAACUGUUCUUUGUUCAUUUUUUGAAGCAAUAAUUUAUAUAUUUGUUUACUCUGUAAAGUGUUUUCAAGAAAUGUUUGCAAUUUUGACAUUAUUUACCCUAUGCUUGCCUUUAUGUCUUUAUGUAGUUCAAUAAUAUGCCUUUUUGAAAAUUACUAGAGACAAUAUCCUUGAAAAACUCUGCAUUCCAUUUGAAGACCUUAUUGACUGCAAAAUAUAUCCCAACUGUAUUUUCGCAGACAAAAUAAAUCAUACAUUAAGCAGUAAAACAUUAAGAUAUAAGCUAAUAGCAUUUAUACGCUGCUAAAAGUGUCUAAGUAGAUACUUUCUAUGAAUUCCCAAUGUGUUCUUUUAUUUCCAACUUCCAUUGAGAUUAUAUUAUGUUUAGGUGCAGUUUCAAUUAUAAUCUAGCAUCCUAGAUAUGUAUUUUCAUAGAGCUACUGUAAGCAAGUUGUAACCCUGACAAAGUGGUACCAUAAUCAACAUUGUUCUUGUUAUUGGUCAAACAUUUUUUUUGCAACCAAUGUCUUGUGUACCACAUGUUGUGUGUUUCCUAUCAUAGAUUUAUGUACGCCUUCACACUCUCUUCGAAGCAAAGUAUUGUUUUUUGUAACUACUUUUUGUGUCAUUAAAAAUAUUUCCUGUUCAAA